AUGGUCGCAGUGCCGCCGGGCAACCUCCUGCAGAUGAUACAGUCAAUAUCUACUCAACUAGACAAUCUCCAGCAGAAUAUGGCUGCCAUGAGGGAGGACCAGACUAGGGACCGUGCUCAUCGACUUCGGAACGUUGUUGUGCAACUUCUUCUCUACACCUGCGGCGCGCAAAGCUUCAGAGAAACUAGCAGCACUUGGUACCAGAACAUGCUGGCAGAUCGGGUAUCACAGCUGCCGCAGCUUGCUCAGAAGCUUGGCCUGACAGCAGCUGAGCUGGCUGAACAGGCCAACACAGUAAUCACACGCCAGAACGGGCUCACCCACCCCGCCAGCUUGGCGGCCCUGGAGCAGGAAAUCGAGGAGGUACGCGGCCUUAUUACCAUCGAACUGGAGGGGAUAUGCCCACAGGAGUGCCGGCUUGUACGGUCGUAUGAGAUCUUCAAGUGUUUUUUUCCCGAGCGUUUCUGCUGA
Molecule: messenger RNA, 471 nt
Organism: Volvox carteri f. nagariensis
Lineage: Eukaryota; Viridiplantae; Chlorophyta; Chlorophyceae; Chlamydomonadales; Volvocaceae
Exons: 1
Coding region: 1-471 (156 amino acids)
Source: RefSeq, a predicted model, not a curated record